AUGAAAGAAGUCAAAUUCAAGAUAGAUGCAAGCAAAAUAGUGCAAGCAUGCCAUUCUAUCACAAACUCUAGUUUAGACACCAGAGCAAAUACUCCGAUAGUUCACAUGGCCAUACUAGAGCAUAUACUCAGCAAGAGUCUAGAAAUAGAGAGCAGCCAGUAUAGCGAUAAAGAAAGGAGAACUAUCUUAAAGAUAAUCAAGAAUAGGAUGUACGAGUACUUUUUGUACAACAGAAAUGUAGCAGGCAUUGUGCGUAGUUUGCACUGCGCAUUGAAUAGGAGAGACAGCGGGUCUAUUAAAAGCAAGACCAUUCUUCUAAUCAACGAAGUCAUAGCACCAAACACGUUUAUAUACAGCCCAGAGCAUGGAAUUCGCAGACGGGUUGGCAGAAAUGAAAAGCUGGAUAGCAUAGACCCAGACGAUAGCAGCGCUGACCUAAGCGCUAGAAUAUGCACCCUAGAAAUUGAUGCUGCAGGCUUUUCCGGCCUAGAGGGCAUCCUCCAGCUUACCUCAGAGAGUCUGGACAGAGAGAGCCUUUUGUAUACUGCUUGCUUAAUGUACUCGAUAGGCACGCAUAAACUAAAAAAGAUCAUGCACAUAGAGGAAUGCUACACUCUCAGCGAUUUAUACACUCUAAAUAAAGACACUGGCGUGCCACUAGUAGACUACGGGCUGAGGCUUCUUUUUAAGAAAUACUAUGCUCUUGAAGACUUGGCCAGGAAGAUCAAAGCAAUGGGGAGAGCUCCUAGCAGCACCCCACAGAUAGCUGAACAAAUCAGCGAGGUAUUUAGCCCUGAGGACCUGAAAAUAAUCAUCUCUAUCAAGAAUAAUCUAGAAAACAUCAAAUACGAGAAAAGGCUGCAGAACUGCAUGGCCAAAACACUGGAAUACAUGCAAAAUAGCACAAAUCUCUUGGAGGGAGUAGAUGGAUCAAAAACGCUAAGGAUAAAAUUAAGCUUGAGUGAUUUUUAUGCAAAGUAUGUGGCCAGCACAAAAUUAGAAAAGCUGAUACAGACGAAAAGAGGCAAAUUGCACAAAGAGAUAGAAACAAAGACUCAGGCUUUACGUGAAGAAAAGGCACAGUACAAAGCAGUGAGAGCAGAUUUGCAAGACCCAAUAGACAAGCCCCGCCUUCACUCUGAGAGCUACAGCCAAACACAAGAAGAAAAGAGCAAAGAGACAGAAAACAAAAGAUGCGCUAUCAACAAGAUGCAAAAUGAAAUAUAUUUGCUGAAAUGCGCGAGCAAAAAAGAAAACAUGCAGUCCAAUAACAUUCGCGUUCUUCUGCGCACCCUGCGCUUUUUACCCACAAUGGAUCCAAGCCAGAAAAUACACGUGUUCAAUAAGAUAGAAGAGUUUGGAAGAGCACACGAUAUAGAGAUAAAAGCAGUGCGGUACGCCUUCGCAACAAAACACACGCGAGCACAGAUAUUUAGAAUCUUCAUCAUAUCUUUCACUAUUUACAUAAUAGUAGCAUCGAUAUUGCUGUGGAUUAGAUUCAAAAAAUAA
This is a messenger RNA of Nematocida minor, 1509 nucleotides long. RefSeq lists its product as uncharacterized. Lineage: Eukaryota; Fungi; Microsporidia. The record is from RefSeq and is a predicted model, not a curated record. Bases 1 to 1509 code for a protein of 502 amino acids. The transcript has a single exon.